Phaedon cochleariae (mustard beetle) is the source of this 1335-nucleotide messenger RNA. NCBI's taxonomy places the organism in Eukaryota, Metazoa, Arthropoda, Insecta, Coleoptera, Chrysomelidae. The record is from the annotation of a GenBank genome assembly.
AUGGACACUAUAAAAGCAGAAUCACAGUCCCAUCGGAUCCCCUUCAAAAUGGGUGAUAAAGGUGAUGCAGAAACAUUUGAUGAUGCAGUGGAAGAAAGAGUUAUCAACGAGGAGUACAAGAUCUGGAAGAAAAACACUCCGUUUUUAUAUGAUCUGGUAAUGACCCACGCUCUAGAAUGGCCAUCUCUGACUGCCCAAUGGCUUCCAGAUGUGACCAGACCUGAAGGAAAAGAUCACUCAAUUCACCGGUUGAUUCUGGGCACCCACACCUCCGAUGAACAAAACCAUCUAUUAAUUGCUAGUGUUCAGUUGCCAAAUGAAGAUGCUCAGUUUGAUGCUUCACAUUAUGAUAAUGAAAAAGGAGAGUUUGGAGGAUUUGGUUCUGUAUCAGGUAAGAUUGAGAUUGAAAUAAAAAUCAAUCAUGAGGGGGAAGUCAACAGAGCAAGGUACAUGCCCCAGAAUCCUUGUGUCAUUGCCACCAAAACACCUUCCAGUGAUGUGCUGGUCUUUGACUACACAAAGCACCCAAGCAAACCAGAUCCCAGUGGAGAAUGCCAUCCAGACCUACGUCUCAGAGGCCACCAGAAGGAAGGAUAUGGCCUCUCCUGGAACCCCAAUUUGAAUGGUUAUUUGUUAUCAGCCAGUGAUGAUCAUACCAUUUGUUUGUGGGACAUCAAUGCCACACCCAAAGAGCACCGUGUGAUUGAUGCUAAGACAGUAUUCACAGGACAUACAGCCGUCGUUGAAGAUGUAGCCUGGCAUCUGUUGCACGAGAGCCUUUUCGGCUCGGUUGCAGACGACCAAAAACUGAUGAUUUGGGAUACCAGGUGCAACAACAUCAGCAAGCCAUCGCAUACGGUAGACGCGCAUACUGCCGAGGUGAAUUGCCUCAGCUUCAACCCCUACUCAGAAUUCAUUCUAGCCUCUGGUAGUGCCGACAAGACGGUAGCACUGUGGGAUCUGAGAAACUUGAAGCUGAAGCUCCACAGCUUUGAAUCACACAAGGAUGAAAUCUUCCAGGUACAGUGGUCGCCGCACAACGAGACUAUUCUGGCGUCGUCUGGAACCGAUAGAAGAUUGCACGUCUGGGAUUUGAGCAAGAUUGGGGAGGAGCAGAGCCCCGAAGACGCCGAAGAUGGGCCUCCGGAGUUGCUCUUCAUCCAUGGGGGGCACACUGCGAAGAUAUCCGAUUUCAGUUGGAACCCCAAUGAGCCGUGGGUGAUCUGUUCCGUGUCCGAAGACAAUAUCAUGCAAGUCUGGCAGAUGGCGGAGAAUAUUUAUAAUGAUGAAGAACCCGAGCAGCAAGCUUCUGAUAUCGAGGCGGCAGCUAGUUAA